Molecule: messenger RNA, 1023 nt
Organism: Portunus trituberculatus (swimming crab)
Lineage: Eukaryota; Metazoa; Arthropoda; Malacostraca; Decapoda; Portunidae
Exons: 3
Coding region: 253-930 (225 amino acids)
Source: RefSeq, a predicted model, not a curated record
CCAGCCAGACUGAGCCAGGCAACGGCAACCAGGCAGUGUGCGUGUAGCCGUCUUAGUGAGAGGUGGUGUGUUGUCGCUCCUCAAGCCCGGCCCCUCGCGUGUGUUGAUGACAAAGUAAUGUGCUGAGACUUGUGUUGUGAUUGUCAGCACAAGACUUGAAUUACUCUGAGAAAGGAAUCUGUUGUACUACGUUUUGUAAACAGUGAAUCAGCGCCCGCGGCGCCGUGAUGGACGCGCCCGCGCUCUAGCACCAUGGAGCGACGACUCAAGCUGAAGUCGCUGAAGCGAGUCUACAGCCAGAAGGUGACGGGGGCCGAGCGGCGCGAUGUGGGGCUCCGCUCCCCUGGGGCCCCAAAAAAGCCUUUGGUUAAAUCUCUAUCAAUGGACUGGCGCCUCAACCUUGGGUCCCCCCUGGACCCCGGCCCACCUGCCCUUCACAGGAUUGAUGAACUGGACUUGAGCUCAAGCCAACACCUGUGUCGGAGUGCCACCUGCCCCAGUGUGCCCACCAUUGACCCCCAGGCAUCCCCGCUGCCAUCACGCCAAGCUCCUGAGUCUGUCCGCAGCUCUCCCGCCACGUCCGGACUCAGGUCGCUUGGCAGAGGUGUAGGGACGCCCCUUGUGCGGUCCCAUGAAGACCCGGGUCCCACCACCCCUGGCAGCGACAAGAGGCCGCACCGAGGACUCCGCCGCACUCGAUCUCGACCGGAGGGUCCUGCACCUUCGUUCGGACCCCGGUCUGCUGCCGCCGUGGAAUCCGGGGGCAGCUUGGGGGCCAGCGUGGGCGGCACCAUCAAACGAUACGUCAGUCUUCUGAGGAGCCGAUCAGCUGUGUCCCACCGGGAGCGUCCCAUCCUGGGCCGCAUUAGUCCAGGUGAGUCAGUGCGAGGUGACACGAGAGAGAGAGAGAGAAUGAGUGAGAGAGACUGAGGGGCGCUGCUACUGUCAAGGGAAGGUAAGUGAAAUGGAGGGAGAGAAGGAGAGGUGGAGUAUAGGAAGAGUGAGAUAAAGGGUAGGGAGAAG